Molecule: messenger RNA, 357 nt
Organism: Guillardia theta CCMP2712
Lineage: Eukaryota; Cryptophyceae; Pyrenomonadales; Geminigeraceae
Exons: 1
Coding region: 1-357 (118 amino acids)
Source: RefSeq, a predicted model, not a curated record
AUGCCUUACCUCGUCAUGGAUUGGUGUCAGAUAUGGCAUAAAGCUUACAGUGAUAUUGCCAAGAAGAAUCCUGCUUGGAUGACUCAGAUGGAAGUCGACGGGACCGCCGAUCCACAAUCGGUGGAUAUCAUGCUGAAGAUGUUCAGUGACAAGGCCAUCAGUCUACUAAAGGCAGAAGGACAUGAAGCGACAGCAAGAAUGGCAGAGGCUAUGUCUGGCCUGCACAAAGUAUUCGAUGAAAGAGGGCUGAAGUUUCAGAGAGGAUACGUCUCGUUCAAGAGGGUCGAAGAUGGCUAUUGGAAGGCAUCGACUGGACCAGUGUCAGCCAAAAAGAUGUCAAGGGACUAUCAUCUGUAA